UGCAAAGCGAUCCUUCUCACCAUGUCUCUUGUUCAUUUCAUGAGCUUCUCUGAAGCCCGAGAAUUCCACGUCGUCGACGAUAAGGCUUCGUGGCAGAUCCCCGCCUCUCCCGACACCUACGAAAAAUGGGCCCAAAAAAAUCGCUUCCUAAUCGGCGAUUCCAUCCUUUUCAAGUACGACAAAAAGUUGGAUUCAUUGGUGGAAGUGAGCGAAGGAGACUACAAAACAUGCAGCAGAUCACACCCCAUCAAAUCCUACAACGAUGGAAAUACCAAAAUUACCCUCGACAAGUCCGGCCCCCGUUUCUUGAUCAGCGGCACCGACGGCCACUGCGAAAAGGGGCAGAAGCUGGAGAUAAGGGUUCUCUCCGCCAACCACCACCACCCUGCCGCGGCUCCCUCUCCAUCGGUGCGAAACGGCAGCCACCACCACCAUGCCCCCGCCCCUGCCCCGCAUCACAGCGGCGGUGAGAUGCUUCGAGCCGGCGUUUUUGUCGGCGCUGCGAUGGCGAUAAUGUUUGCUCUUGUUUAGGGUUUUGGAAUGGAAUUUGUUGGAAAAAGUUUCGCUGUUUGUUUCAUCAAUGGUUUGUUUCGU
Molecule: messenger RNA, 594 nt
Organism: Salvia splendens (bonfire salvia)
Lineage: Eukaryota; Viridiplantae; Streptophyta; Magnoliopsida; Lamiales; Lamiaceae
Product: mavicyanin
Exons: 2
Coding region: 22-531 (169 amino acids)
Cellular component (GO): plasma membrane
Molecular function (GO): electron transfer activity
Source: RefSeq, a predicted model, not a curated record